Fusarium tjaetaba is the source of this 1422-nucleotide messenger RNA. RefSeq names its product transcriptional regulatory STB4. The transcript is spliced from 4 exons. The coding region runs from base 1 to 1422 and encodes 473 amino acids. The record is from RefSeq and is a predicted model, not a curated record. NCBI's taxonomy places the organism in Eukaryota, Fungi, Ascomycota, Sordariomycetes, Hypocreales, Nectriaceae.
AUGCAGCCUCAAGCCCAGACCCAAGACGAUACCAGCCACAAAAAUAAGAGAGUUCGUCUUGGCUCGCAGCCAAAUGUCACAGACAAGGACCCAUUCUCGGGCGCUCAGCCAACCCGAAGACGCGUUGCCGUGGCGUCACAGCCAAUAAGACAUGGUGAAGCUGACUCCGUGGUAAACUUGACUGCUACACCGCGGUCCAUUCCUCCCGAACGGCAUUUCGAAAGGUUCUCUGAAGGUCUCGACAGUAUCUUGACAUGGACCGUGUUCCCACAGGAAAUAGAGCCUAUCCAUGUCGACAAUGGGAGCUUGAUGGCUAUGCCUGACGACUUUCCCCCGAUAAGUUUCACAGAGCUGAAGAGGUUGCAGAAAAGCUAUCUCAGUACUGUACACAGCGUCAAUCCCAUUCUAGACGUCGCCGUUCUCGACCAGUAUAUUACAAAACUUUCUGAAAAUGGCUUGGACUGGACGACGCAGACAUGUCUUGUUGCCCUUGUAAGACAUGCAAACACGAUCAACGAUGAUGUCGAUGCUCACACAGCUUAUAGGGAUUCCACUAUACCUGCUGGACCACCGAAUCCUCCUUCCAGUCCACAAGCAAUCAAGCAAAGCAUCUUCUAUACCGCUUACAAAUCAGAAGUCGAGAUUCGCUACGAGGUACCCAGCCUGCCUGGUUCGAUGCUAGAACACAUCGAGGAUCGCCUCACGUUUCCAUCCCCGCCAGCAGCGAAUUGCCUAUUUGACGAGACGAUAGCUUGGUACUACUUCCUCGCAGACAUCGCCGCCCGGCAUUUGAUCAACCGCAUCAUCGAUGCCAAGGUCGAGAUAUCCGCGUGUCCAAAGGAAGCGCAAGCCAGGUCUUUGCUCCGAUCGUACGAGGUUUUUGGCUCACAGCUGCAAGACUGGUAUAUGUCCCUACCGCCGGAGAUCUCGUUUCCGCCGCCGGAUGCAAGUAUCUCACCUGAGACGAAUAUCUACAAAAGAAUCCUCCGUUCGCGGUAUCUCUUUAUCAAAGAACUUCUGUGUCGACCAUUCGUGCGGCUGUGUCUUAACUACGACCUUGAACUCUCCAGCGCUCUGGAAGAUGAGAUAGUCAGUAUAGCUUCCCAGGGUCUUCAGUAUUGCGCUUGGAGACUCAAGGCUGUGGAUCGGAUGAACAAGCUCGAUCAUGGAUUGUGGAUAUGGAUUCGGAAUAGUACAGGUUGUUCCAUGAUACUCAUUGGUGCCGCUCGGAGCCUCCAGUUUCAGUCUACCGCUGUAUCUCGGCGACUGGUUCUUCCUCAAGACUGGCGAGAGAUUGUUGUUUCCUUUUUACACGGGCUUGAGAAGUAUGCCCACGAAACGAGAGGGGGCGUAGCUUCAUGCUAUCGACUUGUGACAUGGGGUCUUGACGGGUUCCAGCCAGGCUCACCAGACACCAUCUGA